Molecule: messenger RNA, 1336 nt
Organism: Eurytemora carolleeae
Lineage: Eukaryota; Metazoa; Arthropoda; Copepoda; Calanoida; Temoridae
Product: collagen and calcium-binding EGF domain-containing protein 1
Exons: 12
Coding region: 79-1170 (363 amino acids)
Molecular function (GO): calcium ion binding
Source: RefSeq, a predicted model, not a curated record
ACUCCGUUGUCUACAUUUCCUAAUAAUAAUAAUAAUAAGAAAACAUUUAAAGCUUAACUUCUUUUUGAUUCUUUAGAAAUGCAUAUCAUCCAAAUAUUCUACUGUGUACUGUUCCAGGGAGUAGUUGGUUGGAAGACUCAGGAUUUAGACGGAGUAAUUUUAGAUCAAGAUAAUUCUAGAAGUUCUGUUGUUGGAGAUUACAUGGCAGGAUCCGCUACUGAUGUGGUAGAAUGCCCGGGCACCGGGGUUAUUAGAUCCAGAGCUAGGUGCAGAUCAUCUGAUCAAUGGGUUGAUUGUUACAGGGAUACAUGCUGUCCUGGAUACACUCUAGUAGUUGGCAGGUGUAUCCCUGAUACAGAAGAUCCCUGUGAUCCACAAUUUGGUUUAUGUGAACAACAGUGUUCGUUAUACUUUGGUCGUGUUAUCUGCACUUGUUAUCAGGGAUACUUGUUCAACAAGACUAAGCACUCCCUGGGUAUAUUCCCUGUGUGUGAGGAUAUAAACGAAUGCACUGUAUUAAACGGAGGUUGUGAAGAAGAAUGUAUAAACACUAUGGGAGGAAAGGAAUGUGUUUGCUCAGAUGGAUUUCAACUUGGUGAUGAUCUAACCUCAUGUGUUCAAAAAGAUUCCACAGCUGGAAGUAUUGGGGAAACAAGUCAUGCUUUCCGACCACGGCCAGCUGUAAACAGAUUGCAGCAGACAGUUGACGGACUAGAGGAGAAAUUUAGAGCUUUAAACACAGCGAUUAAACUUUAUAGUUUUGCAGGAGGUUCGCCAGGACCUGCUGGACCAGAGGGACCUCCUGGUCCUUCAGGACCUAGAGGGUUCCCAGGAGCACCAGGAACUGGUGGUAUAGAUACUGAAGUAGACAGUGAGAUGGACAGUUAUCAACUAGUAGGAAUGGGAGACAAGGAGAAUUUUUGUAAGUGUACCCGAGGUCCUGUCGGGGCCCCCGGAGCCCCUGGAGAGAAGGGUCCUCAGGGGCCCAGGGGGGAGUCAGGGAUACCAGGACAGAAGGGGGAGGAGGCAUCAUUUGAUUUCUUGAUGCUGAUUAUUGCUGACCUGAGGAGGGAUAUUGUUGAACUCCAAGAAAGGGUGAAUGGAGGUCAGGCGGCUAUAACCGGAGGUCGGCAAGCGAUCAACAGAAAAACUGCAUCACAAAACAAUUGAAAAUUUUUUUUUAAUUAAAAAAAUUAAUAUUUUAAAAUUUUUUUAAAAGAUUUCAGACAAAGUCACAAAAAUCAGACCUUUAACUUGAAUGGUUAGGGUGCAAGGGAGGGUUUUUAAACAAGUUCAAAAAGUAUGUAGAAAAAAUUUCAAAAGUAGUUAUUUUUAA